AAUCUAAGGUGUCUAAACUCCUAUCUGCUAAACUGAGUUGCACCCAGACUCCCAACAAAUUAAGCACCUUUGACACCACCCCCAAUUCUUGACUUGAAGUCCAGCAAAGGAACCUUUGUCAUUCACCGUCCUUGAAAUGAUUAACUCUUUUUUAACCGCCUCCCUAAGCUUCGACAUUACUGGAUACAAGCGGCACCUGAGCAUGCGCUUUGCCAUCGACGAAAUCAACAACUCGACUUCUCUGCUCCCCGGUGUCAAGCUCGGCUAUGAAAUCCACAACACUUGCAACAACCCAGCCGUGGCCAACAAGCCCACAAUGUCCUUCCUCUCCAAGUACCCCAACCACUAUGGCGUGGAGGUGCAAUGCGAUUAUACCAACUAUAAGCCUCGAGUUGUCGCCGUCGUCGGCCCCGGCAAUUCGGAGCUGAGCGUGCUGGUGGCUCGGUUCCUGAAGUUCCUUUUGAUCCCAGAGAUCAGCUACGCCAGUUCCAGCGAUAAGCUAAGUGACAGGCAACUUUAUCCAUCGUUCUUCCGGACCGUCCCCAGCGACCGAAUCCAAGCCGACGCCAUGGUUCAGCUCCUGAGCAAGUUCAACUGGAACUGGGUGGCCACUUUGGUGACUGAUGACGAAUACGGCCGCCGGGCCCUGCAGAUCUUCGUCCAGCUGGCUCUCUCUAAGGAUAUGUGUGUGGCCUACGAAGCCAUCCUCCCAAGCGACCCAGAGGAAAGCAAGAGGAAAGAGGAGCUGUCCAAAAUAGCCGACCAGCUCCAGACGUCCAACAUCAAUGCCACGGUGAUCUUCGCGCAACCGAGCAGUGCGGAGGCGCUGCUGAGGGUGGUGCUGAGCAGGGGCAUCACUGGCAAAGUGUGGAUCGCCAGCGAGUGCUGGGCAACCUCGCCCAUCGUUGCUCAUAUUCCGAACCUGGCGAGAAUAGGAACCAUCAUCGGGGUAGCGAUAAAAAGCGGGGAGAUGCCUGGGUUCAGAGAAUAUGUGCAGAAUGUUGUGGCAGAUCCUAGUAGGGACCAGACCGGCUCUGACACCAGUGAUGGGGAUGAGCAGUGCUCUGAUUGCAGCUCUCUGACUCUUGCCGACUUCUCCACAGACACCGGUCCCGCUAGGUUCUACAGCACAUUCAACACCUACAAAGCGGUCUACGUCAUCGCCCAUGCUCUCCACCAGCUGCUUCAGUGCAAUGCCACAAGCAAGUGGUGCAACAUGAGCAGAGAGGUCUACCCAUGGCAGGUGAGUGAGGAGGAAGCAGUACAGGGUUACCUGCAAGGGCUGUGA
Molecule: messenger RNA, 1288 nt
Organism: Podarcis muralis (Common wall lizard)
Lineage: Eukaryota; Metazoa; Chordata; Lepidosauria; Squamata; Lacertidae
Source: RefSeq, a predicted model, not a curated record